Messenger RNA from Tupaia belangeri chinensis (Chinese tree shrew), 3149 nucleotides. RefSeq names its product fyn related Src family tyrosine kinase (gene FRK). Gene Ontology annotation, molecular function: protein binding; ATP binding; protein tyrosine kinase activity. The transcript has 8 exons. Bases 497 to 2041 code for a protein of 514 amino acids. Lineage: Eukaryota; Metazoa; Chordata; Mammalia; Scandentia; Tupaiidae. Gene Ontology annotation, biological process: protein phosphorylation. The record is from RefSeq and is a predicted model, not a curated record.
AGCGCAGCCGGGAUCAGGACUGGUCAAACGACAGGAACAGACUUGAAGCAGGGAGAGAGGUCCUGGCAGAGGCAAGGUGCGGCCGUUUUACCUGGAGUUAGUAUCUUUCCUUUGUUAACUUUUUCUCGGGAGAGAAGGCAAGAUGGCUCUUUCGUGUUCUCAGAUGUUUCCCAAAAUAAAGUCCUCUUAAUUUUAUUUUAUUGUCGUUGUGGGAUUCCUAAGCAGACAAGAAGAAAAGGCCUCUUCCCACCGGAGCAGCUGCCCAGCUCCCACUGGAUUUUGCUUGGGGCAACAGCUAAAGCCAGAGAGAGCAAGCCGGUGAGUCUCUCCAGGUAGGCUUGCUUCAGACGCGUCGCUGGGCUGCUCUGAAACAGGACUUUGUAGUCUCGGAAGUAUGAGGAGUUGGUGCUGAUUUCACUUUGGCUUGUGGAGGAACAGAAAGUGGAUCUGCAGAAAUUAAGGGGAGAGAAGCCUCUCUCCCAUUCCCACUAGCACCAUGGGCAAUGUCUGUUUGAGGCUCUGGGCGUAUGUGGAAUCCCAUCUCCCCUGCUUGUCCCAGGAGGCAGACAAGCCAGUGGUGAUUGAGAAUCCAGGGGCCCGAUGUGCCCCUGAAGCUCCCCAGUCAUCAAGGCAGGAGCCUGAGAAAAGCCAUGGCCACUACUUUGUGGCUUUGUUUGACUAUCAGGCUCGGACUGCAGAGGAUCUGAGCUUCCGUGCUGGCGACAAACUCCAAGUACUGGAUACUUCUCAUGAAGGCUGGUGGUUGGCCAGACACUUGGAGAAACGGGGAGCCGGCCCUGGCCAGCAACUUCAGGGCUACAUUCCUUCUAACUAUGUGGCUGAGGACAGGAGCCUGCAAGCAGAGCCGUGGUUCUUUGGAGCAAUCAAAAGAACAGAUGCAGAAAAACAACUAUUAUAUCCAGAAAAUCAGACAGGUGCCUUUUUAAUCAGAGAAAGUGAAAGCCAGAAAGGAAAUUUCUCCCUUUCAGUUUUAGAUGAAGGAGUUGUAAAACACUACAGAAUAAGAAGAUUGGACGAAGGGGGUUUUUUCCUUACUCGGAGAAGGACCUUUUCAACACUGAAUGAAUUUGUGAACCACUAUACCAAGAACAGUGAUGGCCUGUGUGUCAAGCUGAGAAAGCCAUGUUUAAAGGUACAAGUCCCAGCUCCUUUUGAUUUAUCAUACAAGACUGUGGACCAGUGGGAAAUAGACCGCAACUCCAUACAGCUUCUGAAGCGACUGGGAUCCGGGCAGUUCGGUGAAGUCUGGGAAGGCCUGUGGAACAAUACCACUCCAGUAGCAGUAAAAACAUUAAAACCAGGUUCAAUGGAUCCAAAUGACUUCCUGAGGGAGGCACAGAUAAUGAAGAACCUAAGACAUCCCAAGCUCAUCCAGCUUUAUGCUGUUUGCACUUUAGAAGAUCCAAUUUAUAUUAUUACAGAGUUGAUGAGACAUGGAAGUCUGCAAGAAUAUCUCCAAAAUGAUGCUGGGUUAAAGAUCCAUCUGACGCAACAGGUAGACAUGGCAGCACAGGUGGCCUCGGGAAUGGCCUAUCUGGAGUCCCAGAACUACAUCCACAGAGAUCUGGCUGCCAGAAAUGUCCUCGUUGGUGAACAUAAUAUCUACAAAGUAGCAGAUUUUGGACUUGCAAGAGUUUUUAAGGUAGAUAAUGAAGACAUCUAUGAAUCUAAACACGAAAUAAAGCUGCCAGUGAAGUGGACUGCACCUGAAGCCAUUCGUGCUAAUAAAUUCAGCAUUAAGUCUGAUGUGUGGUCAUUUGGAAUCCUUCUUUAUGAAAUCAUUACUUAUGGCAAAAUGCCUUAUAGUGGUUUCACAGGUGCUCAGGUAAUCCAGAUGUUGAGUCAAAACUACAGACUCCCACAACCGCCUAACUGUCCACAGCAAUUCUACAACAUCAUGUUAGAGUGCUGGAAUGCAGAGCCUAAGGAGCGACCAACAUUUGAAACACUGCAGUGGAAACUUGAAGACUAUUUUGAAACAGACUCUUCAUACAGUGAUGCAAAUAACUUCAUAAAAUGAACACUGAUAAUAAAUAACAAACAAUGAAGUAGCCAAAACACGACGACUACUACUACUACUAAUCAAUAUGGAAAUACAACCUUAUCAGCCAACUACAAAAUCAGUUUAUCCUGACAUGUUCAAAUGAUACUGUAAAUUUGGCCAUGUUUUUUAAAAAAAUGAUGAUAUGUAUAUUUUAUUGACAGGACAAUACUGCAGGACAGUCUAAAAUGAUAUAUCACUUUCUUAUUGUCUGAUAAAAUCAAACACACUAAACAAAGUUAUUUUUCUUUUUAAGAGAUACUUACAUUCCUAUUUAUUGUGUGAAAUGCUGAUCAAGAGAAUCAACAAAUAAUAGUCCAUUUUUACUCAGUGACUGUUGCAGCGUUUUCCUGUUUACUGAGUGGAGUGGCUAUUCAUUAUUUCUUGGGUUGCUGAAUCCCAUCAGGCUGUUAUUAUGAAGGAAUUUGAUUGCUUUGCAGCACAGCAGGACCUGUGCUUUGAGAUUUUUUUUCUCUUUUAAAAUAUCCUGUAACUACAAUGAUAGUAAAGCCAUGUUAAAUGACUUGAUUGUACUUACAGUAAUUGCACAUUUUCCCCCCAAAGCAUAAAAAAAGAAGCAGCUGUGAGAAAAAGAAUUAAAGAAUCUUAGUCUCUUUCAUUUUAUAGAAGGAAAUGAUGGAUUUUCUUUUUCUUUUUUUUUUUUUGGUAUCUCAGUAUGUGUCAACUGAGAAUCAUCUGCAUUAGUUUUAAUCUCUUAAUGUUAAGAAUUCAGGUUGCAAGCUGAUGAGUUAUUAUGUACAGAAAUAUGUGAGAAACAUCUAAUAACCCACAAAGCCUGGGAAAUGGUUAUCAAAUAGUUCAGGAAAAUAAGAUAAGAGCUCCAGGAUUACUAUGGCCUAUGACUUCAGAAUAGUUUUUUUGUUUGUUUGUUUUUGUUUUUUUUCAGUACCUUUGCAUUGAUACAAGAGUUUUAAAUUGACUACAAAACAGGUCAAUCUCUAUCUCAGAUUUACUGGCUGGGGAUAAUGUUUGAACUUGAUUAUAGAACAUUUUUUUAAGUCUGGUAAGACAAGAGCGUUUUUAUUUAUCUUAAAUUUGCAUUGAUUUUUGCAAGAAUCUUAUUGUC